This is a messenger RNA of Cryptomeria japonica (Japanese cedar), 1255 nucleotides long. RefSeq lists its product as uncharacterized. The transcript is spliced from 4 exons. Lineage: Eukaryota; Viridiplantae; Streptophyta; Pinopsida; Cupressales; Cupressaceae. The record is from RefSeq and is a predicted model, not a curated record. Bases 237 to 1139 code for a protein of 300 amino acids.
GACCAUUGCAGUAUACUUCAGAACGGACGAAUAUUAAGACAAAGCUGUCAUUGGAUCUCCCAAAAGUAUGCGAUGCGAACGAAGAUCAACAAAUGGACAAAACCUCUGAGGUGAUACAGACUAAAUUAUGACAGGUGCUUUAGUUAAAUAUGCACGUUCAUCAAUCCUUGGUAUUCAUUCUAUCGUUGAAGGUUACACAUCAGGUGGGUGAGGGUAGUUCAUAGCUGUGAAGAGAAAUGAGCAUUUUCAGCUUCAUAUCAUGGAGGGACUGGUCUCUGCAACUCUACUUUAUCUACUGCGGUAUGACUUCCCAAGUGAUUAAAGUGGACACAACCACAGAGAUGCACUGUUGGGUGCCCACAACACCAUCUCCCAAAAAGCCCACCCUUGUUUUGAUUCAUGGCUUUGGAGCCAAUGCAAUGUGGCAGUGGUAUUUACAGAUCAGGCCCUUACUGCACAAUUUCAAUGUCUAUGUGCCUGACCUUGUUUUCUUUGGGAAGUCCUAUUUCACUGGGAAUGAAAGAUCAGAGUUUUUUCAGGCAGAGUCUGUGAUGAAGCUAUUGAAGCAAUUGGGCGUGACCAGGUUUCAUUUGGGUGGGAUUAGCUAUGGUGGGUUUGUGGCGUAUAGGUUGGCUCAUCUGUUCCCUGACUCUGUGGAGAAAGUUGUUAUUAUUAGUUCUGGAGUGUGCAUGGUGUAUGAGGAUAAGGAUGAGCUUUUUAAGAACAAUGAUUCUCUGGUUGUGGCUGACAUCCUUCUGCCAAAGACUCCAGAUCAUCUGAGGUUACUGAUGAAGUUUUCAUUAAACAGGCCUCCUACAAUGGUUCCCUCGUUCAUUCUCCAGGACUUUAUCAAUGUAAUGUACACUGAACAGAGGGAGAGGAAAGUAGAAUUGUUGCAACAUGUGGCUUUUAGCAAGGAAGGAGCACCACCACUUCCUGUGUUAAAUCAGGAAACACUUAUAAUAUGGGGUGCUGAUGACCUUGUUUUUCCACUGGAGCUAGGGCAUAGGUUGAAAAGGCAUCUGGGUGACAAGGCCAAGUUGGUGGUGUUAAAGGAAGCUGGACAUGCUGUUCAGUUGGAGAGUCCACAUGAAUUCAAUAAUGUGAUAAAGACAUUUCUUAUUGGUUCCUCUCUAUAAACUUCAGUUUCAUUGCAAAAAGCAUUUCUUCACAUUUAAACGCUAGUAACUUCAUGUAGCAUCUUGUGAGGUAGAAUUAAUGACUGUACCAAGCCUAUUGGCAAAGCUUUUGAUUA